AUGAAAAUUUCUACUUGGAUAAAAUCCGGAGUAAUUGACGAAAAUAUUAAAGACUCCCUCGAUUCUACUGUGGAAUCGUUACACAGUAUUUGUCCGCUGAGAGCAAACAAAAAAUCAAUACGUGAGUCACUUCGUGACGUGUUAGAUAGAGACCAAUCAUUCCGUGAGAAAACCACGGCAAAUAUCCAAGUACACAAAUGGCUAAGUCCAACCGCGAAAUUUAAUAAAAAAAGAUAUGAUAGAUCAUCCGCCAUUGCAAAUAGAGAAAAUCCUCCACCAGUGGAGGAAUUUUCAUUCUCGGCCAACGAACAGGGAGCCAUCGUGGAAACAUUUUACACUCUAAUAGAGCUUGAACUCUAUACGUUCCUUUACGACCACGCAGGCAUAAUCCCUGCUAAAAUU
Messenger RNA from Funneliformis geosporum, 402 nucleotides. The record is from the annotation of a GenBank genome assembly. NCBI's taxonomy places the organism in Eukaryota, Fungi, Glomeromycota, Glomeromycetes, Glomerales, Glomeraceae.